Molecule: messenger RNA, 14939 nt
Organism: Cinara cedri
Lineage: Eukaryota; Metazoa; Arthropoda; Insecta; Hemiptera; Aphididae
Source: the annotation of a GenBank genome assembly
GUCAGUCGCGUCACGUUAGCCGCACGCAGUCCGCUCGUCCGUCGCCGUAUAUCCGCAGCGAUAUCAACGUGACAUAUUUUACGAAAAAAAAAAAAAAAAACAAUAUUAUUUCUAUUUUAACCGCGCGAUCGAUUUUGUUUGUUUUUCCCCGUUUCGACCCGUGUUCAUUGCUGUUUCGAUUUUUCCUUUUCCCCCGCGCUCGAAUUCACCGCUAUGGGCCGGAGCCUUGCGCUGUGGACGAAGACGUUGAGCUUCCCGUCCCGGAACUCGCCCAACAAAUCGUCCAAGCACAGUAUCACCGCGUCCGUCAACACGUCGUCGUGCACGAUUUUCGCGCCCGCCACGCCGACCAAAGACAAGACUACGCCCGCGUCCACGCCAGACGUAAGUGUAUAGAUAGCGUCACCACGCCGUCGCACAAUAAUAGUAAUCGCGAGAUAAUUCGAGUACCCGUACGAUAUGCGAUAUCUGAUGAUAUGAUAAUUGCGAUCGGGCCGUUUCGCUGUUACGAGCAGUCGACUGGCAAAAAAUACCGACGAAAUUGCUUGUCUGUCGUCGUACACCCCCGCCGAGUAGGUGGCCGCCAAAACCCGUACCGGCGGCGUACCCCCGGGGUACGGGGCCCGAAGGGAUUGAAAAUACAAUCGGUCAUUCAUUAUGCACCCGUUUUGAUAUUGCCGGGCAUUCAACGGCGGAGAAACGCUAAUUUCAGGUUCUUUUCACCCCCUCUCAAAAAAAAAAGCCGUACCUACUUCGACCCUGAUUUCUAACCGUAAUACCGAAAAAUCGGGGCGCGUGAUAUUAUUUUCCACCGCCCAUGCUUACUCGACGACAAACAAUAUUGUCGCAGGCACCCGCCAUUCAGCGUGGUUAUAUAUUUUGUAAAACGGUCGCGGGAAAAACGCUUUUCGCGCAAUAAAACGUCACUCGCACGGUGUUUUGCACAAUAAAUUGCGUUAUUGUACACCGAUUUAUCUCGCUAUUGUUCGGCCCCGUUGGAAAAUCCCGAGCAACCCCCCUCCGCUCGGUACCUAUCCAACGAUAUUCGUUCCGAAAUGAAAAAAAAAAUAAAUAAAAAACACUUUGAAAACCGCUUAACGCGAUGCGCAAUAGGUGUCUGCACGUGUGGUGCGAGGAGUUGCUAAACCACGAUACGUAUUAUUGUCCGGGUUUCGAUACGUUUUCCCGGUGUGCGUUUUAAUAACGUGGGGUUGUUGCGCGUUUCCGAACUAAUAUUUCACACGUGUCGCACGUGACUUUUUUUUUUUUUUAUAUUAUUGUAACGUUUAAACCGAAUCAAUAGUAGACGCGGUGUAAGUCGAUGGGGGGGGGGGAAACUGUGUCGAUCCGUUACGAUGUCCGUAGAUUUCGGGUCUAAACCCGGUGCGCGAGUAUUUUUGUGGAACGAUAUUAUGCGCCGACGCGUGCCAACUCUGCGGCGUCGGCGGUAAAAUGGCCGGGCGGCAUAAGGGGAAUAUGUAUGGAAUAUAUUCCUCUUUUGUUUUGCUUUUGUAUUUUUUUUUUUUUUUUUAAUUUUUCAUGAAAUUAUUUCUCAAUUUCGUAAAAGUAAAAUAAUGAUAAUGUUUAGAUUUCGAACCGAAUCACACGGGUGCCGAUAUAUUAUAAUAGCGCGCGGGGCCGAGAACGCACGAUGUUGUAUUCAUUGUAAUUGUAUACUUGUUUUCAACUAUAGUGACUUUUUUUUUCUUGUUGACCGUGUUAACAUGUCGUACGCGUAAGUCGCCGGAAAGUCGCACCCCCCUCCCCCACCCAACGUACGGUCACGCGCAGGAGAAGAGAAAAAAUUAUAAGUUUUAAGUUUCGACACGUGUUUUUUUUUUUUAAAAAAACAAACGUAAACCGAUUCCGCCGCCGCCCCCUCCCCCAUCCCCAAAUAGAAACGGUCAUAUGUUUCGGAGACGCAAAACAAACAAACAAACAAACAAAAUAAUAAUACGGGAGUUCUCCGCCCCCGGUCGUCCUCAACGCUGGACGCUAGAAUUACUAUUAAGAAGGCGUUGCGCGGGUACACCGGCACGUAAAAAGUGCAAUCAAAUUAAUCGGCCGAGAAAUAUACGAAACUCGAACGAACGCCAUUGUAAAAUAUGAUAAUUUUUUUGUCGAGUGCCUGCUGCGAGUAGCGAUUAUUGUUUUUGUCGAAGGUUCUUUCUUUUUUUUUUUUUAUUAUUUCCCCGCGCACCGCAGCGCGCGUCGGGUCGCGCCGUCGCGUGCGGAUAUAAUCGUCGGAUGUACAGCAACAGCAGGAUAUUGUAGGAGACGAGUAAACACGCGCGUUAAUAAUAAAGACGCGGGCGUUCCGUAAAACAAACACAAUCGCCACGGACAUACGAAUCGAAUCUAAUGUUUUAUGAAAAUUAGUUUUUUUUUUUUUUUUUGUCGCGUACGCGAAAAAUAAAACGACGCGGCUUGUGUUGUGACUGCGUAACAAAACGCGCCGAUCGCGCAAUAACGUAUUUUCAAACGGAAUACCCGUGCCGUUUUUUUUUUUUUUUCGGUCGAAACCAUUCGUAAACGCGUAUUCCUCCGUGUCCGCAUCGAAACUUUUCCGGUUUUUUCCCCGCUCCGAUUUUUUAAGCGUAUAGCGUCUUUUACGAAAUCAAACGGUCGCGGGUUCACCGCCCGGGUACGGGUCGUUUUUCGAUUUCCCGUGUUAGUUUUUCUGGUAGUAGUUGUUGGGAAAAUGGGAAAGUUUACGGAAAUACCCGGCGGUUUUAUUGUUUUUUUUUUUUUUUUGCGAGUAAUCGCCCAGACCCGAAAUGUUCGCCGAAAAAAUUAUAAUAUUGGCAUUUUNNNNCAAACGGAAUACCCGUGCCGUUUUUUUUUUUUUUUUUUUUUUUUGCGAGUAAUCGCCCAGACCCGAAAUGUUCGCCGAAAAAAUUAUAAUAUUGGCAUUUUCUUACACGCGGCAUUAUAUUUAACGGUUUUCGAGCUAUUUAUAGACAUUCGCCAUUAUCGCGUAAUUUUGUGUUUUACCUGCGUUAAUUUCGAUUUUACUUAGGACAAAAAUGUGUUGUUUUUUUUUUGGCCGGGCAGAAAUGCUUGAAAAUUGCACGCUAUUUGGUAUUUUGGUGGUAAAAAAAAAAAAAAAGAGAAAAAAAAUCGAGUGGAAUGGUAGCAGCUUAACAAAGCUGAAACGUCGACGGAAAUCGUACGAAUCGCGACAUUUCAAAACGUGUUUAAAUCGAAAUUAUUAUUAUUAUUAUUAUUAUUUUUCAUGAAUAAUAAAACGACCUAUUGCCCCGAGGAAAACGGAAAUUAUACACGUUAUAAUAUUGUAAAAAUACGAACGCCCCGUAGUCGUAUCGUAAUGAUAAAUAUCGUACAACCCGUAGGCAUCGUACGCGUAGAAAAAACCGCGGGGGUAAUUUUGUACGCGCGCGCGCAAAUUGCGACCGACACCGAGCAGCGACCGCGUAACGAUCGUCGAGCGAUUGUAAUUCGUAUUCCGUAACAAUUAUACAGGUAACGGUGUACCUGUCAACACGGGCGUGUUUCGGGCCAUGCAAUUUUUGUGCAACCCGAUUAACGGACAUUAACGCGGCGGGGGGCGGGGGGGGGGACAAAACCGUUUUGGCGACGGUGCAAAUUUUUGUCGUCACACUGUUGUUUGAUAAAAACCUCGGGUCGGUGGGAUUCGGCGGUUUUAUUCGGUAAAUCUGUUAAAAAAAAGCUCGAUUGUUGAACACGAAUCGGCUUUUAAAUCGUGUUUAUUGUUCGCGCGUCGUUAUGCACAAUAUCGUAUACACAUAUAUACGUAUACGCAUGUAAUUAUAACACGCACCCCACAUCCCGCCGAAAAUCCCCCCAACCCCCCGGCUUACUCUGCCGAACGGUUACGGUUACGGGGGGGGGAGGAGGGGGAGGGGGCGACAAAAAACGUUCGGACGGCGUAUCGCAACCGCAAGUAACGCGAGUGUUCUCGCUGCGCGGGUUCUCCGGUAACCGGACCGUCGAAACGCGCCGUCCGCUUGUCGAACGAAUCGCGCAGUAAACAACAUUAUCGCCAAAACCAGUUGCGGUACGCGAAACCGGCGGGAAAAAAAAAAAAGCAGCCUGCUCAAAACGGCGGCAUAUCCCGACAACACCGGUCCGCGCGUCGCCAAUAUUAUUGUCGUACGGCCCGUACUUACAGCGGCGAUAAUAUUGCGCGCGCGCGGGGCUAUCGGAGUGCGCCGACGCGUGGGCGGGGGCGCCGGUUGCUUACGGCGUCUACAGCGCGCGGAGACCGCCGAAAAUUAUCGAUCGGAACGACGUUAACCGCCGUAAAUCGGAACAACAACGGUGUGGUGUGCCACUGCGCCUAAUUAAAUUAUAAACGCGCGCGUACCACAAUUUCCGUCGGAAUACGAAAUCCUAUUUUUAAAAUAUGUAAUGCGCGCCGGUUCGAUAUUACAACGGCGUCAUCGGCGGCCGCGCGAAAUCUGUCGGCUAGCGGCAGGUGUGUUGGCGAAGUAGUUUCCGACGAUUUUUUUUUUUUUUUUUUACUCAUUUCCGCGUAAUCCCAAAUAAGAACGUGCCCGGACGACGACCCUUUGAUGACCCAUUAAUAACGCCGACGGAUUGUAACGAAAUUAUAUAAAUUAUUAAAAUUAUAUUUCGGAGUUCAGCGGGGCACGCGGGCCCCCUUCCGGGCGCGCCCGUGUACGGCGGCAUCUGACGAUGUUCAGGCAUGUAUUUGUUCGGAGACAAUGAUAGUGUUUUGAUGAAUGUUCGGUGCGGGAUGAAAAAAAAAAAAAAAACGAUUUUCUACGGUAUUCGUUAGUUAUUUCACGAUUGUAUUAGAUCCGUCUGAAACACUGUAAAUAUCAUGUCGAAAUACAACAGUUAAUUUUCCAAAAGUGCCUGGUUGAGCGAAGGAAAAACAAACAUAUAAUUGCCAUUAAAAUGAUGCAAUAAUACUAUAUAUAUUUUUCAGAUUACGAACGUGUUUAAAAUAAUACUAUCGAAAUAUAUUAAUAAUGAAUUAAUGACUUUUAUCGACCGAGUACAACAAUAACGGCCUAUCAGCGUUGGCCUUUGCUCGUAUCGAACGUGUGGACGUGUGAAUGUGCACGUAAACACGCGAUUGUUCGCCGUCUCCAUUAAAACUACCGGUUUAUUUAUAAGGCAAUACGAAUAUCGAACCGAUAUUACCGACAAAAAACCGACUAUAGUGUUUACUGUCCGUUAACACUCGAUGAUCGUCUUGACAUUUUCUCACUUGUUCUCGCCAAAGGGGCACCGCCUCUCUGCGCCAUUAUAGUUUUCGAAGCCGUUCGAAACUGUUGGAAUUUACGCCAAUAUCCACACUAGGUACGCCUAUCCAUCAUCUCGUUAUGCUAAUAAUAUUUUAUCGCGAAAGCGAUUUUUCUCUACGAAUCGACCACGAUUUUGUUUUUGUUUUUUUUUUUUCUCUCACACGCGCGUUAGUUUUUGUACAAUACGCGCAUACAUUUCACCACGCUUUGCACGGCGCCGGUCGCUAUUAUAUUACUGUAUCACGUACGAGAAUCGUUAAUUAUCGUCGAAAGUUCUUCCGUGCGUCGAGUACCGGCUAAAUAUAUAUGUGUAUAUUAUUAUUAUUAUUGUUGUUGUUGUCGGUACGCGUACCCGCAGACAUACAGGGACGUGUUGGAAACGGAAUAGAAAAAAAAAAAAAAAAUAUAGAAAAAAGAUGCCAAACGGAAAGUAGCUCCCGCGGACCGAAUUUCGUGUGCGGUGAAUUAGACGACCGCGUCCUCCGGGUUCGCGCGCCCGCAACCACGCCGGGUACCGUCCACCGACAGAGUCGUCGCGUACUCGCAACGCGUCGACACUCGCCGUCGGGCAUAAAAAAAAUAAAAAAAAAUUUUAAUAUUUAUAUUAUUAACGACACGAUUGUUGUUAUUGCGCGCGGUAAUAUUCGCGUAUGCGAGACACGCGCGACAGGUGUAAACGCCAUUACGGUUUCCGUCGGCCGUCCGUCCGCGCAACGUGUACAACGCAUACACUCUUCCGUCACCGAAAACGAGUACCGUCCGCAAAGACGUCCCGGGCCCGCUGCUGUGUACGGCUGCGCGACGACGGCGACUAUUAUGUAUCCGGGACACGCAUCGCUCGACGAGAUUGUAUAUCGGAUUGCGCGGCGGCGUGGAAAUUAAAUACCCGGCGGAUAGGUCUCGGGUAAAUAAUAAUAAAAAAAAAAUAAAAAAAAAAAAACGGAAUUCCGUCGAGGGGGUCGAACGCUCUUGAGGAAAAAAAAAAAAAUAAUAAUAAUGCACACGCCGCAGGAUGUCCGGCAAUGUGAUUUCGCCACUAAUUGGUGUCGUCCGCCGCGGUGUUUAUUAGAUAUUUCAAAUGUAAUUUAAUCCGGAUUUCGGCCGGAGAGUGGUGGAUCGCAGUCGUCGGGGAUAAAAGACGGCGUUGUUUUGAUAGGAAUAAAGGGCGUGACGGUUGCGCAGACGUGAAAAGAAAACUAGUGGCUUUUUUGAAUACGCGGGUGUUGUGCGAAAAUGGUGGUUGCGAUUAAACGGACGGAAAGAAUAAUAAACGGAGAAAUAUUGAACUGCAGAACAAAAAUGGGAGGGAGGGGGGGGGGGAAACUAGAACUUUGGCACAGAAUAAAAGUCGGAAAGGACGAUAGGUUGGCGAAACGCGUCACACAAGGUGACGCGAAUGGACACGAUAAUCCCGAGGAGGUAUACCGAGAAACGAACAAAUCGCGAGAGACGUGAAUGGAUAUGGACAGCUGCUACGAGGAGUUAAAGGAAUCGAGUGACGAACGGCCGAAAAGUCGGACAAAUCUGUACGGGGUCGGGUUUGUAACGUUUCGAUUUUGAAAACCGAUUGGACGUCGAUCAGACGACCGGCGGCCGGGGUUUACGGUGUCGACAAUAUUACGAGCGGUCCGGCGGGCGGUCUGUCGCGGAAACGUCUCCUCCAAAUGUCUUCCGAGGCGGUCGCGAUUAAAAUUCUAAACCCAUUGACCGUGCCCGCGAUACGUUACGACCGUCGUCGCGGUCCCGUGUAAUAAAGCGGGUGAACCCCGUGUGCGGAUCGCGCGCGCGCGCGCCCGUAUUGUGGGCGAAAACACCGGGCGGCGCGCGUGUCGCCCGCGCGUCCCGUCGAAUGCGUGCCAGAGAAAUGCGACGCACAUUUCCGUUUUCACCUCUCGUUCGUACUACCCGGCCGUACAACGGAUAAGAUUGGUGGUGGUCGUAUUUGUACCCGUAUAAAUGUCUGUGUGUGUAUAAUAUAAAUGCGCGUUCUGCGGUGUUCUACUAUUACACCGCGUAACCGACCGGUCCGUCCGACACACUGUCCACUGUUAUUAUUACGUUCGUCUUCGGUUCGCCCAUACAUGCCGACCGUGUAUGCGUUUUAUGUAUCGCGCGCGCGCGCGAGUAUUUCUCCGCGGGCGAAUCGUAUACAGAAGAACAGAAAAAAAAAAAAUAAAAAAUAUACGCGUUACGCAAUUUUAACACGGCGCGACCUAUUAAUUCGAAAGUAAUUACUCACGCGGCGGCGAUCCCGAGGUGCGGGCGAAUAAUCGUACGGCCGCGUACGUUACACGAACGGUGUUAUUAUAUUAUCACUCGCGCGUGUCGUUAUUAUAUACGUACGUAUGUUGCACCGCGCGUAACGUCACGCGCGUUAUGCGACCGGUGUUUACGAUAUUUUCAAAUAUCAACGAAAAUUCGCGAACUGUACAAGUGAUAAUAAAGAGGGAUAAUAAAAGAGAAAACGAAAUAAAAACAAAUCCGACGCCUCGUUUGCUGCGAUGUGCCGGGUUGAAUCGGGCGACGUCGCGCGAAAAACGUCCGUCCGACCGACACACGCGGACCGAGCGUUAUUGGUAACGAUUCACAUCGGGCCGCGGGCCCGUUCGUCAAUCCCCGCGUUCCGGAAACCGCGCGGCUCGGGCCCGCCGCGCAACGACGAGAAAACACGGCGCGACAAUCCGGUCCGUUACGAGUCGGACACGAUUUUCACGCGAAACCCAAUGCCGCCGUCGCGAUACUACAGUUCGGUCCGCGCGUUACCGUCGCAUAUAAUCGCACAGUUUAUUAUUAACGGACGUGUACCGUUUCGGCGUCGGAAAACAAUUAACGACGGAUAAUACCGUCGUGCACGAUGCGACCGCGUUCCAAUAUACGUGUCCGAGGGCCGUUCUCGCCGGCGUAAAAAAAAAAGAAAAAAAACGGCGUUUGUCCGAUUCCCGAACCGAGUUUGCGGCCGACCGCGAUCGGUCGAUUGUCAUUGUUAACACUCCGUUUAAAAACCAACGCGUUCACGUUGGCCAGAACGGGCCUGACUGCCCGAGAAUCGGGCCGUUAUUAUUAUUAUUAUUUUUUUUUUUCCCCCUCCGGCGCCGCGGUUUUCAUUAAAGCGUUUGAAUUGCGAAUACUGACUCCGUGAAAUUAUUAACGUUUAAUCGAUUCAUCGAACGACGUUUAGUAAAUUCACGACCGCAAAACAUUGUUAACAAUUACCAGACAGGUAGAAAAAAUGUACAGCUAGCGCAACGGGCAAUACUUUUACUAAAAAUAUUUUGUUAUCUAUUUCAUACAAUAAACGUAUAUUUUCUGUAAAAAAAUUCCGGUUUCGUAUUUGCAUACCGGGUAGAUGUAAAUUAAAUUAUUACACAUAUAUUCCUCCCCGACAACUUGUUCGUCAUAAAACAACACAUCAGCGCCGGCAACCUUUUAAAACAUUAUUUUCAAAAGGACUUCCGAGUUAUUGUUAAUAAACCAGUGGAUUUUGUUACGCGUAUAAUAUAAUAUGAUAGGUACCUUAUUAUGAUAUAGUAAAUAUUUUAUUUCCAUCUUGUAAUCUGAAACCACGGUAAGAAAACGGAACAAAACCGAACGUGAUCCCGACUAAGGGAGGAUUCACUUAAUCACGUUUCGAAAACAUCUGUCACGGGUCCAACAUGUGUAAGGGGAAAAAUAAUAUGACCUCACCGACCCCCGUGUAUAGCAUUGCACAGCAAUUUCGAAACUGAACAGAUGUUUUGUUCGGCCGUAUUUAGUUUGGACUAGAAAUAAUUCAUAAUCAUAAUAUCAGUACGCAUUUGUAAUUUAAACGUUAUCGGACACGGUCAGAUAAAUUGUUAGGCAUUUUUUUUUUUCAGAGAAUAAUUUAUGUACCUACGUUAAGCAAUAUUAUUAUUCUUAAAGGAAAAUUCGAUACGAUUGUCGUAUAUAGGAAUGUUUCGGUGCUGUCAAAAUAACUCUGUUCUAUUGCGUCCGGUGACUAAUGAUCUUGGAUGGCAUUCAUACAACGAUAAAACGCCCGACAUUGGUCCGUAUAGUGUAUUAUCAUCAUGUAAAUUGUCUUCGACAUUAUUAUUUAAAUGGGUAAUUAUAUGAAAAGUUUUGUUAUAAACUCAAGUAAUAAUUUUAAAAAUAGAAAAGAAAAAAAAACAACAUUAUUACACGUCAGUUUUCGGGCAUGUACCGCAAAAUAACUCGAUUAUAAACUGUGCAAACACCAAAUUUCCAGCAACAAUAACGGCCUAGUCGAUUUAAAAACGGUCUCGAUAAUUGCUCGGACGGUUCUAUAAAAAUAAUAAUUUCAUAUUUAAUCCACCGAACCAUUUUUGACAGACCCUCAAGCCCGCAGGAGUGGUCCGCGUGUGGAUUAUAACAGGUGUGUUUCAGCAACCGUAACUUCUCGUAAAUAAUUAUUUGACCAGAACUAGGGGUCUCCCUUAAACUUCACCAAGCGUAUAUCCUUCGACUCGAAACGCCUUGCAUUAUGUUAUUAUAUUCGUCGCAGUAGGUAUGAGCGCGAGAAAUAGGAAUCACACCUGGUUUAGUUUAUCUUGGUGCUUAGCCUUCCUUGACGUGAUUGUAUUAAAAAAUAAUAACACACACACACACACACACAGUAAUACCUAUGUUAUGAUAUCGAUUUUUAUUUAUAAAUGUGCACAUUGUGAGGUGCCUAUGUGUACAGUUUAUUGUUUUCCAAAAUGUAUGAGUAUUAGUGUACACUAGCUCUAUAAUUACUAUCAAACGAUUUUUAUAUUAGUUUAAUAUUUGGAUAAGGCUAUUAAUAAUAGUAUAAUACGCAUUUUCCGAUAAUUAGAAAAGAUUUAAAAACUUGAGUUACGUUCUAUUCUAAUACACAAAAAUGGAUCAGAAAUACAAUGUCUUAUAUGCAUUUAUAUAACAACACGUAGAAGGGAAAAAUAAAUUCUUAUAAGAAAUCAAAGUGCAUUACCAUCGUAUACGUAGCCACCCAACGUUUACUAGUUUAUGAUGUGUUCAUUGAAUCACUUCCAUGAGAACUAACUCCACAUCAUGUAUCUACCUAGACAUAUCGAGGGUAAUCUAUUUAACAGUUUAAUCGAUUUCUGCGGUUUCUAUCCCUAUGGUCGUCAGUCACUAGACCAUAAACAAAAUCAUAUAAUUACUUACACUCGAAACUUCGACAAUAUAUAAUAUACUCACCCAUUCAAAACAUUUCCCACUCAAUGUUUUAAUUUUUGAAUAAUAUAUUUUGAUGCUACUUCAAGUCCAAAUUUAAUUAGUAAUAUUAUAUUAUGAGAAACUUGUGUGGUUUUAUAUAUUUUAUAACGACAAUUUAUAUAAAUUCAUAAUAAUAAUAAUCAUUAUUCGUGCUAUUGUGCAAAACACAUGUUACGUCUCUUCUUAUACCCAACCCAACCGUGAAAGGAAAAACGUCGGUUUAGUCCCAUAAACUAUUUUGUUCUGAAGAUAUUAUACACUACAAAGCAACACAUGGUGAACUAUGUACCUAAUUGCUAAACCAUUGUAAAACCCAUACGAACACGCACACAUGUCUUUAGGAUGCAUUGUAUUGUUUGGAGCGCGUAGGGUAACAUUUAUUUUUAUACGAGAAAAAAUGGCGUUUUAAAUUUUGAAUAAUGUGUAUGCCUGAAUACAAAAUUAACUUCUAUUAUUUAAUUGCGAAAAUUGAACCAACAAUAUUCUUUCAAACAGGAGGGGGGGGGGCUCAUCCUCUUCAGAAUGGAUAUUCUCUCCUCUCAUGACUUUCCCUUCUAUAUUUAUAAUAAUAUAAUAUAUAAUUAAUCUAUCUAUUUAUUUAUUUAUAAAAGAACAAAUAAAGUAAACAAUUUAAAAAUUAGCCUAUUUAAUUUAAAAAUCGGGACACUAAAGUAAACGUCCUUUUUUAUGGUCUUCUAUGUUUUAAGAGUAAGUUAUAAUAAACUUAGGUAGGUACCAUACUAACAUAUGUGUAAAUGAGUGUUACAUUACCUCAAAGUUUCUUGUGUUUUUAUUUUUAUAUACCCUAGAAAGUAGAGAAAUACUAAGUCUUUCAUUUGAUACACAUGAUCAAAGGGAAACCCAUUUAUAUUAUAAUCCAAAGACAUAUUUAUACUUGGAAUAUAUUCCUGGAAAAAUCUAUCUGUAUCAACUUUUGAAAGGAACAAACGAAAAAACAUACAAAUUGUGAAUGUUUGGACAGAUGACAAUCUGCUCCAUCAUGAUAAAACAAUUUGACCUCCAAAAAAAUAUUUCUAACAUACUGACAGGAAUUAGUUUUAAAACCAAUAUGUCUUAUAAAAUAUAAAUUAAUUUUGUAUUUAUUGGUAGGUUAGGUGUUCAUUGUAAAAAAAAUUUUAACAUUGAUUAAUUAUUUUAGUACUUGUUUCAAUAGUCAUAAUUAGGAAACUGAUAUAUUUUGUAUAUGUACUUAAAAUUCACAAAAAAUCACUUAUAAACGUCAUAAAAGCACUAAAAAAUUACUUAAAAAAUAUUUAAAAGAACAUUAAAGGUAUAUGGGUUUAAGUUUCCCUGUUUAUUGUUUCUGACUUAUUAAAAAUAAUCUUUUAACACUAAAAAAACAAUUGUAGCAAAAUAAUUUUCUUCAAAUAUAUUUGUACGUGUUGUUAAAAAAAAAAAAAAAAAAGCUCAUAGCUUUUUUAUAUAUAUAUAAAGGACAUAUAUAGAUAAUAUGUCCUACACUGUAAAACCUUUAUAUAGAAGUAUUUAAAACUUGCAUAUAAAUUUGAAAAUAGAGAUAGGCACACUGCAAUAAAUAAUUUGUUCUCAAGACUGUGGAUAGAAUUCUUGAAAAUUAAAAUUUGUACAAAUAGGUUUACAUGUGUACAUAUCUAUUUGCUUUGGACAUGGUCUGUUUUUCAAUUUUUUUUUUUUUAAAAUGUGUAAAAUUUAACUAGUAUAAGUUAAAUACAAAUUUGAUUUAAUCUCUAUAGUAACUGUAAUAUAAUCAUUUUCAUUUGAUUCAAACUUCUACUUUAUAAAGUUAUCUAUGAUUAUGAAUUUAUUUUACAAAUAUGUAUGUGCUUAAAUAAAUAAAUUGUAUGUUUCAGGUAUCAGAUUGUGAAAAAGAUAAGGACAUAAUGGGUUCUGUUGUCUAUUGCAUUCAUCAUAAAGAAGGUUGCAAAUGGAGUGAUCAACUAAGACGUUUAAAAGUAAUAUAUACAUAUAUAUAUAUAAUUAAUCAUAAUUAAAUUAAUCAAAGUGAAAUAAACUUUUUAUUAUUAAUUUAAUAAAUUUCAUAUUUUUAUAAUCAAUUGGAAUUAAUAAUAUAUAUUAAAAUAAAUCAACAGGGACACUUGCAAACAUGUAAAUAUGAUGCUUUACCUUGCACCAAUCAUUGUGGAGCUCAAAUCGCCAGGAUUCUAAUGGAUGAUCAUGUGAAAUAUACUUGUAUUGAACGUAUCAUCAAAUGUGAAUAUUGCAAUGGUGAAAUGAAAGGGGAGGCCGCUAGUGAAGAGCAUAGUAGAACAUGCCCAGUUGAACCAAUCCAUUGUGAAGCAAAAUGUGGUGUAAAAAUCCCAAGACGGAUGUUAGCUAAGCACAAGGUACACUAUUUUAUAAUUAUUAUAAUAUUGAGGACAAAUUUAAUUACAAACAAAUCUGUUAAUUAGGUCACCGAAUGUUCAAAAAGAUUGGUACCCUGUCGUCACUGUGGUAGGCAAUUUGUAGCUGAUACUAUUAACUCGCAUUCAUCAUCAUGCCCACGUUUCCCUCUAACUUGUCCCAAUAGAUGUGAAAUUGUCACUGUUGCACGUGAGGACUUAGAACACCACAUAAAAAAUACAUGUCAUUCGAUGUUAACAUCUUGUAGCUUUAAAGAUGUUGGUUGUCGAUUCAAGGUACAUUUUUAAAUUUUUAAAAAAUAUCUCAAUUAAUUUCAUAUUUUUAUGUGCAGGGUUUAAGAGGAAAGCAAAUGGAUACACACAUGGAAGACGCAAGCCAACAGCAUUUAACAUUAAUGUGUUCAGUGGUCACCAAACAGCAACAGCAAAUUGUAUCUAUGAAAAAAGUGAUUAAUAACUUAGCUGUUAAUCAGUCAGGUAAAUUACAUAACAAUUUUUUAAACUGUAUAUAAAAAUAAAGUUCCAAUUUUUUUUUUAUAAACAAAUUGAACCAAUUAAAGGUACUUUGAUUUGGAAAAUUGGGGACGUAUUGGAAAAACUUGAAGAGGGUCGGCACAAAUUAUGUGGUGAUGGCUUAGAACUCAUCAGUUCGCCGUUCUAUACCAGCCAGUUUGGGUACAAGUUGCAAGCAUCGGUGUUUUUGAACGGCAAUGGGUCUGGUGAAAAUACACAUGUAUCUGUUUAUAUAAAAAUACUACCGGGUGAAUUUGAUGCUUUACUCAAGUGGCCAUUUUCACACUCUGUGGCAUUCACAUUGUUUGACCAAAGUGAAAAGGUGUGUAAUUUAGUAAUAUUGUACAAAUUUAUUAACCUAAGCUAAUAGUUAGUAUAUAUUUGCACAUUACAUUUUAAUAUUUUAUUUACUAAUUUGAAAACAAAUGCAACAGAAUUAUCUAAAAUGUAUAUCAUAGUUUAAAUAUAUUUUAGAUAAGAACAUGACAAAUUAAUGUCAAUUAAAAUACACUCCAAAUAAAUGUUGACAAAAUCUUAUAAAUAAUUAAUAUAAAUAUAACUUUCAGUCAAAAUUAAAAACAAUAACACAGUAAAAUAAAAAAAAAGAUAACAAAACAAAUAGGCAAUUUAAAUUUGCAUUGUAAUGUGCAAAUAUAUUAUUCUAAUGGUUAUUUUUUUAACACAUAUGCAAUAAAUUAUAAGAUAAAUAUUUUAACUACCUUUGUUUGUCGGUCCUUAGCCAUGCAACAUAGUUGAGAGCUUUGUGCCUGAUCCUUCUUGGGAGAAUUUCCAACGACCAAGCACUCAGCCAGAUAGUCUUGGAUUCGGUUUCCCAAAGUUUGUAUCGCAUGAAACGCUACUGAAAAAAAGACAGUUUAUUAAAGAUGAUACAGUGUUUUUACGCAUCAAAGUAGAUCCUAGCAAAAUAGUAGCAGUCUAAAAAUGUAUUUCAAAUGUAUAAACUCUACAUAAUAUGAUCUCGUAAAAUGUGUAUGAAAAGACAAGUGUUCAUAUUUUGUUUUUUUAUAGUAAUUUAAUCGCAAUUGGUUAAAUACAAUAUGCGUGGACUGUUUGUAUUUAUUCUUAUAGCUGUUAAGUCAAAUUAAUGUUUUAGUUUAUUUAUGUAACAUAUUUUUCUUUUAAAAAAUACUAUACCAAUUUAAAUUGUAUUGUAUCAUAUAAUUUUUAUAUUAUACACCAAACUAUUAUAUUAUUCACAUUAAAUCUAUUUACGUAUUACAUAUAUAUGUGUAUUUUAUUUAAAUCUUACAUUAUACAAAUCUGUUCUUGAAGAACUGAAAAACUUGGUAUGAAUUAUUUCUAUUGCCAUCUAGAUGUAACAUAUCGAUCCAAAUAGUAUUAUUUGUUUUUCUUAAUACUAUUGUAGCAGCAAAUAAUGGUUCGGCAUUUGCAGUGAUCAAUUGCUCCUCCAUAUCUGGUUCAUCAUUAUGUAAAUUAUCACUCAUCUUUUGACGCUUGUUAUCAGCUAUUCUUUGUUCUUUACGUCUUUUCCGUCUUUGAUGAGUCCAUGUGUUUUCAUAGGCUUUAACAUCAGCUUGGUAUAAAACAUUUUCAUCAGUUUUUGAUUUUAACAUUGAGAUAGACAACU